Messenger RNA from Mugil cephalus (flathead mullet), 3036 nucleotides. RefSeq names its product NADH-ubiquinone oxidoreductase 75 kDa subunit, mitochondrial-like. Gene Ontology annotation, biological process: ATP synthesis coupled electron transport. The transcript has 19 exons. Gene Ontology annotation, molecular function: NADH dehydrogenase (ubiquinone) activity; iron-sulfur cluster binding. Gene Ontology annotation, cellular component: membrane. The coding region runs from base 409 to 2619 and encodes 736 amino acids. The record is from RefSeq and is a predicted model, not a curated record. NCBI's taxonomy places the organism in Eukaryota, Metazoa, Chordata, Actinopteri, Mugiliformes, Mugilidae.
UUCAAUCGUUGUGUGAAAGGAUGUGUAAGAAAGUCUGUCUAGCACAGACAACAUUGGAGGAUAUUUGACCCACGAGACGUUUCUGCGUGAUGUGGCUGAUAACAACCCCAGUGUGCGUCCACGAGCAAAAAACUGAAGCUGAAGGCUGUUAAUGCGCCACAUAAUACCACACUAUAACACACUAUGACUAUCUACUGAAAAAGGUUUAUGUCGCUUCAUCUGUUUGCUGUUACCUGUAGUCUUACAUUGGCCAUGACUCGCAGAAAAGCAGACCUCCUAUUUGGAUUAUGCCUACAGGAUUAUUUAAUCCGUGACGCAGCACAAUAACGAGGCAGUGCGCAAUCUGCGUCGCUCGCCUCACAGUCUCACGAGGACAAACACCGGCGAGGUAAGACACCGCAAACUAUCAUGUUGCGUUUGCCUUUUGGGAGCCGCAGUCUCUUUCCAGCAGCUAUUAUCAAAGGAGGCGCGGCUGCAACUCAAAAUGCACGCACUGCAUCUACAGCAACAGCAGCCGCCAGUAACCUCCUGGAGGUGUUUGUGGAUGGGAAGCCUAUCACGGUAGAGCCAGGAACUACUGUGUUGCAGGCAUGUGAGAUGGCAGGCAUGCAGAUUCCUCGCUUCUGCUACCACGAGCGCUUGUCAGUUGCUGGAAACUGUCGUAUGUGUCUUGUGGAAAUAGAGAAAGUUCCCAAGCCUGUGGCAGCUUGUGCGAUGCCCGUCAUGAAAGGCUGGAACAUUUUAACCGAUUCUGACAAAACCAGGAAGGCCAGAGAGGGUGUGAUGGAGUUCCUACUGGCUAAUCACCCAUUAGAUUGUCCAAUUUGUGAUCAAGGGGGUGAAUGCGAUCUACAGGACCAGUCUAUGCAGUUUGGCAGCGAUAGGAGCCGCUUCACAGAGGGCAAAAGAGCUGUGGAAGACAAGAAUAUCGGGCCCCUCAUCAAAACCAUCAUGACUCGCUGCAUCCAGUGCACUCGCUGUGUGCGUUUUGCCAGUGAAAUUGCGGGUGUGGAAGACCUGGGCACGACUGGCAGAGGCAACGACCUGCAGAUCGGGACUUACGUGGAGAAGAUGUUCAUGUCAGAGUUAUCUGGGAAUGUCAUUGAUAUAUGCCCAGUGGGAGCCCUGACUUCCAAACCAUAUGCUUUCACUGCUCGUCCUUGGGAGACUAGGAAGACUGAGUCCAUUGAUGUCUUGGAUGCUGUGGGUAGCAACAUUGUGGUGAGCACUCGCGGUGGUGAGGUGAUGAGAAUUCUGCCGCGUCUUAAUGAAGAGAUUAAUGAGGAGUGGAUAUCAGACAAGACCAGGUUUGCUUAUGAUGGACUUAAGAGACAGAGGCUUACUCAGCCACUGGUGAAAAAUGACUCUGGGCAGUUAGUUCCCACUUCCUGGGAAGACGUGCUGACUCGAGCUGCUGGAGCAUUGCAGGGAGUCAAAGGCGAUGAAGUUGCUGCCGUUGUUGGAGGUUUGGUGGAUGCAGAGGCUCUGAUCGCCUUGAAAGACCUGCUGAACCGUUUAAACAGUGACAACCUGUGCACUGAGGAAAUGUUCCCCAUGGCUGGAGCUGGAUCUGACCUGCGUUCAAACUAUCUUCUUAACACUGGCAUUGCUGGUAUUGAAGAAGCUGACCUGCUGCUUCUGGUUGGCACUAACCCACGAUAUGAGGCUCCUCUGUUCAAUGCACGGAUCAGAAAAGGCUGGCUCCACAAUGAGUUGCAUGUGGCCCUGGUGGGAAAGGAAAUGGAUUUAAGUUACACCUAUGACCAUCUUGGAGAGUCUGCCAACAUCCUUCAAGAAAUAGCUUCUGGAACCCAUCCAUUUUCCCAGGUUUUGGCUAAAGCAAAGCAUCCUGUUAUUGUAGUUGGCAGCAGUUGCCUGCAGAGAGAUGAUGGAGCCGUGAUAAUGGCCACUUUGUCAACUAUUGCUCACAACGCUCGUGUCAGCAGUGGAGUGCAGGAUACGUGGAAGGUUCUCAAUGUGCUACACAGAGUUGCCAGUCAAGUGGCCGCACUUGAUCUUGGAUACAAGCCAGGAGUGGAGGCGAUCAGGAAGAACCCACCCAAAGUUCUCCUCCUAGUGGGGGCUGAUGCUGGCUGCAUUACUCGCCAAGACCUCCUGAAGGACAGUCUGAUCAUUUAUCAAGGUCAUCAUGGCGAUGUGGGUGCACCAAUGGCUGAUAUCAUACUUCCUGGAGCUGCAUACACUGAGAAAUGUAGCACCUAUGUGAACACUGAGGGCCGUGCCCAGCAGACCAAGGUGGCUGUGAAUCCUCCAGGCAUAGCCAGGGAGGACUGGAGGAUCAUCAGAGCCAUUUCUGAGCUUGCUGGAGUGACUCUGCCAUACGACACUCUUGAUGAAGUGCGUAAUAGACUGGCAGAGGUUUCCCCAAAUCUGGUGCGAUAUGAUGACGUUGAGGACGCCAACUACUUUAAGCAGGCUAAUGAACUCUCUAAGGCAGUGAACCAGACUCUUCUAACUGAACCCUUAGUCCCGCCCCAGCUCACUGUGAGGGACUUUUAUAUGACAGAUCCAAUAAGCAGAGCUUCGCAGACCAUGGCUAAAUGUGUGAAAGCUGUCACUGAGGGAGCACAGGCUGUGGACGAGCCUGCCAUAUGCUAAAGCACAAUGGAUAGUCAUCCAGUCCUAUAAAAAUGAUACGCACAACUCCUAUAUUUGCACAUUCCUAGAAACAUGCUUAUUUGCACUUGUGUUUUACCAUAGUAUAUGUUUCACUAUAGUAGAGCUCUCAUCAUCUAUCCACAUUAUGGCACUAACAUACUACCUGAAGAAACAUGUGAAAGUACUACUUGAAGAGUGAAGAUGUCGGCUUAGAUUUGCCAAAUCCCAAAUUGAUACUUGCUAUUUUAGUUGCCGUGACCAAAGAUUUAAUAUAUUUAUCCUCAGAAUCUUGUCUUCCUUUAAAACGACAAGCUUUAUAGUAAUUAAUAAUAUAUUUUAUUAAAUGGAGUAUGUAGUCUUGCAGCGAUUUGUAAAUGUGAUAUAAAGUAAUAAACCAGAUUUCUGCAGAAACCCCAA